This is a messenger RNA of Penicilliopsis zonata CBS 506.65, 840 nucleotides long. RefSeq lists its product as hypothetical. The transcript has 3 exons. The coding region runs from base 1 to 840 and encodes 279 amino acids. Lineage: Eukaryota; Fungi; Ascomycota; Eurotiomycetes; Eurotiales; Aspergillaceae. The record is from RefSeq and is a predicted model, not a curated record.
AUGAGACGACCGUUCAACGGCGCUGCGAACCCAGCGCGGAUAAAGAACACAAUCCAUGGGUUCCAGGGGUUCAUCAUCUUCCUGGCGUGGGCGCUAACCAUCGCCGUCUUCACGAAAGGCGACGGCAUGGACGGGCGGUCGCUUUGGUACUGGGCGCUGUGCUGGGUUACCGUCCCCGCCCUGAUCUACCUCGUCGCUGUUCCCAUGUGGCCGCGCGCCCGGCGCUUCGGCAACGUCUACGCGUUCGCCACGAUCGACUGCCUCUUCACGAUCUUCUGGUUCAGCGCCUGGGUGGCCGUGGCGGACUAUGUCGCUGAGGGUAAAUCCAAGGGGAAAACGGACAGUAAAAGUGGCUGCGAUGCCUGGUCCUACGGGAGUGCCAGCAAGUGCGAGAUCAGCACGGCGACCGUCAUUCUGGGCGUGGUUAUUUUCCUUCUCUUCAUUGCGACCUCCUGGCUGUCCUUCCGCAACGUCUUCCACUUCCGCCGCACCGGCACCCUCCCUGAUAUGGGCAACGAUCCGACCUUCGCCGCCCAGACACAGGAUGCCUUCUCCUCCAAUCCGCACGAAUUCGAGGACGACGAAGAUGAGUUCCGCUCCGGCCGCGCCGAGAUGGGCGUCCCUCCCUCGCGCGGCGACCGCGACGAAGACUACGCCCUUCUGCAGCACAGUGAGAUCGACGACCUGGGCGGCCGCUCAGCCCUGCAGGGCGCCUACGAUCCCACCGCCCCAGCCCCGGGGGGUGUCCUCCACGACUAUAACACGGGCUACGGCGGCGCUCACGGCCAGCACUACGCCCCGCCGUCCGAGUACGAGCCUACAAGUGAAUACGGGCGUUAG